Messenger RNA from Guyanagaster necrorhizus, 889 nucleotides. RefSeq lists its product as uncharacterized. NCBI's taxonomy places the organism in Eukaryota, Fungi, Basidiomycota, Agaricomycetes, Agaricales, Physalacriaceae. Bases 115 to 621 code for a protein of 168 amino acids. The transcript has 2 exons. The record is from RefSeq and is a predicted model, not a curated record.
AUUCACCGGGCCAAGUUGAAUAUGAUUACUCGUCGUCUACUGCUUCUCGGCCCGUCGAAUCACAGUCGCUUUAAAUACAGACGCUGACACGAAAGCCCAUCACUCUACUCAGCCAUGUCAAAGACAGUAACCUCGUUUACCGCUCAGCUGGUCACAUUCACCACCCCUCUGCCCGUUUCAGAAGUUUUGCGCCGUCUCGACAAGGAAGUCCACAGGGAGCAAUCUGCUGGAUUGAUCCCCUUUCUCAAGUCUGACGUCUCUAAAGACGCUUUCGAAGAAGGGUUGAAAAGAAUGGCCAAUGGCAAUGAUUUCCUUUUCUUCCUCCAGUUCAAUCACUCCGUUUGGAUGAAAAUCUACCAUGAAAACGUCCCGACAGCGAUAGUAUACACUAUCGGAAAUCCGAUCAUCGCCGAAACGUUGAUGAAGCAUGACCUUCGAGCCUCCCUUAACAUUCCUCCUCGUCUUCUAAUCCUGGAAAAGGCGGAUGGUAGUGGGACGGAUAUCGUAUAUCACCUACCAUCCUCUGUGAUGGUGUUGGAGUAUAACACAGCCCUCAAAGCCGCUGCUCAAAUCCUCGACGACAAAGUAGAUCAGUUACUCACGAAGGUGACGGAAAUGUAGAGGUGGAGAUUGCAUACUGCGUCAAAGCUACUCUGAUCCAUACUGACAGAAUCUCGUAUACGGAGCUCUGCAAGGGAUCAUACAAGUAAUAGAUAAAUGCAAACGGCUAUCAUAGUUACUGGAUCAUUACGACUAUGAUUAGAGGCCUCAAGCAAUGGCAAGGCAUGAAGAUGAAAUAUAUAUAUGAGGCUGUAGGCAACUGAAACACCAAUGUUGAACAGCAUAUACAUGUUUCGAACUUCUCUCCCUACCCUAUUUCAGCCUCCGG